AUGGAAGAUGGAGCAAUCCUUGAUUCUGACUCUGAGUCUGACCUCUCUGAUGAUGACGUAGACUAUGUGCCACAGGGUCAAGCUGAAGUUGCUGGUGAUGAAGAAGACUCCUUGGACGAGCUAGAAGACUCGUCUGAUGAGUCCUCUGAAGAGGAAACUCAGACCCAGGCCAAUAGGCUAAGUAAAAAGGGGUCUUACUGGAAUGAGAAACCCCCCACUCAAGGCAGAGCAAGAACCCAUAACAUCCUGAGGAGGUGUCCAGGACCCGUAUCUGGUUCAACAAUCAUUUCACCAAAAGAUGCCUGGGAGUUGUUCAUUAGUGAUAACAUCAUAGAGGAGGUUUUAAGAUGCACUAACUUAGAGGGACGCAGAGCCGCAGCAGCAAAAGGAAAAGAGUGGAGAUGCCUCGACAAAGUGGAAUUCACGGCAUUUAUUGGUUUGACCCUCCUUGCAGGGGGGGACAAGAGCUGGGAUGUGGCCUUGCGGGAGCUCUUUCUGGAUCCCCUGCAAAAUCCGACGUAUAAGGCCACCAUGGGGUUCCACAGAUAUGAGGAUUUCCGCCGCCUCAUACGGUUUGAUUAUAAGAGGACUAGGGCUGUUAGACUGGAAACAGACCACAUGGCUGCAUUCAGAUAUGUGUGGGACUGUUUCCUGGCCAAUUGCAAGAAAGUGUUCGUCCCCAGUGAUUGUGUCACUAUAGAUGAGCAGCUUGUGCCAUUCCGUGGAAGGUGCAAGUUCUUACAAUACAUGCCAAGCAAGCCAGCAAAAUAUGGGAUCAAAAUCUUUUGGAUGUGCGAUGCAAGGGUCCAUUAUGCAUUCAAUGGCAUGAUCUAUACAGGGCGACAGCCAGGAGAGGAUAUUCAGAGGAACCUUGGCGAGAAUAUUGUCCAACAGUUGUCCAGCGGAAUAAGACACACAGCUCCAGAGAAGAACCUUACGCUUGUGGGGACUCUUCGCCAGAACAAGCCAGACAUACCACCUGUCAUGAAGCCAAACAAACUGAGAGAGAAGUACAGCUCCAAAUUUGGAUUCUGUGGCAACAUGACAAUGGUGAGCUAUGUCCCGAAAAAGGGGAAGGCUGUUGUGCUGCUAAGCACAAUGCAUGAUGACACAGCAGUGGAUGACCAGAGUGUUAAGAGGAAGCCAGAAGUGAUCCAAUAUUACAACCACACAAAAUCAGGAGUGGACACAAUGGAUCAAAUGGUUCGCACGUACACCUGCAAACGGAGAACACGGAGGUGGCCCAUGGUGCUCUGGCACAAUGUGCUGGAUGUUGCCACCCUCAACGCCUUCACCAGCUACACUGCACAACACCCUGGUUACAGGGUGGUGUGA
Messenger RNA from Gymnodraco acuticeps, 1335 nucleotides. Its product is annotated as piggyBac transposable element-derived protein 4-like. Bases 1 to 1335 code for a protein of 444 amino acids. NCBI's taxonomy places the organism in Eukaryota, Metazoa, Chordata, Actinopteri, Perciformes, Bathydraconidae. The transcript is spliced from 2 exons. The record is from RefSeq and is a predicted model, not a curated record.